Molecule: messenger RNA, 2932 nt
Organism: Exaiptasia diaphana
Lineage: Eukaryota; Metazoa; Cnidaria; Anthozoa; Actiniaria; Aiptasiidae
Product: selenoprotein N-like
Exons: 13
Biological process (GO): skeletal muscle fiber development; calcium ion homeostasis
Cellular component (GO): endoplasmic reticulum membrane
Molecular function (GO): calcium ion binding
Source: RefSeq, a predicted model, not a curated record
UUAUAAAGAAACAGACGACAAUAAACCAUUGAUUCGUAACCUUUCUCGACCAAUUAAAAUACUUGUUCUAUAAAAGGACGUCAAAACAACCAAUCACGAAACAUGACUUGAUAGGAUGACUGACACGCAUUUAUUGAGCUGAAGUUCAUCCAAGUUUCGACAGCUGAUAGUAAUACUUCAGCUAUGGAAGGGAGCGAAGACGACGAAAAAGCUCACAAGAAACCGAGAAAAACUCUUCAGGCUAAAGACAAGRGUUACCAUUUCAACUCAUCUGUUGUAAUAGUCAGUCUGUCAUUCUUGGUUGCGGUUGCUAGUAUCGUGGUCUACCUGAUCGGGUUUGACCUCAUCUUGCAAUAUUUCCAACAUCAAAGAAGCUUCUACGACUCGUAUUACGAAGAUCCCACUGUCAAUCCUGAAAUUAUUAACUUAUUCAUAAGCUACGAUGAAAAUCGUGACGGUAAAAUUGAUCCAAAGGAAUUUGUGCAAAUUGCACAUCGCAUGUUUGGCAGACAGCAGAAGUCAAUUACUAGUAGUUUUGGAGAACUGCCAAUUAAAGAAAAAUGGGACCAAAGUGGUGAAAAGAUUACAAUGAAAGCAUCAUUUAAACCUCUUGUUCUGUCAACCAUGACAAAGUUCUCUCAUGCUACAUAUCCUGGGUUUGAUCAGCCUUUAGAGAUGCUCAAGUCUUGGAGACAAGCAUCUAAACCAACAUUAAUUUUACCUGUCUCUGCUUUCUCCAUAUUCCUCCCUSCAGAGAACACAAAACUUGGGGAAUCGUGGUACGUCAUAUCUCCAGAAACACAUAAGUAUGAUCCAUCUCUACCAAGCCUUCGCUAUGUUCCCACUCCUGUUCACGGYAAUGCAGUUCUCAUACACUACCUCUUAUCAAUGUUUCAUCCAAGACCUUUUACGAUGACACGUCUCACACCACAAGGAACAGCAGCCUGUAUAGAGGCAUUUAAUGAAAAAUUCUUAAAAAUAGCAUUCAGAAUCCAUGCAGAAUUCCAAAUAAAUGAACCACCWYUGAUGCCAUUCUGGUUYUCUCCUGCUCAGUUUGCAGGAACCAUUGUCAUCAGUAGAGAUGGAAAACAUGUGCAUUCAUUCAACAUGGCUGUACCAAACAACAGAAGUUUGAAUGUUGACAUGGAGUGGUUAAUGAAAGCAGAAAAACCAGAGAAGAGUCAAGAGAAUGAAAUUAAGCAAGACAAAACAGAUGAGACAAAUGAAAAUGAUGAGCAUGAUGACUCUGUAACAAUGGAAGUUGAUAUAGGGUAUGUUCCUCAAAUGGAGAUUAAUAGCAAUGGUCCAUCAUGCAUCAGGAGUGAUGAUGACAAUACAGAAUGUCCYUCAACRUCAACGGACAACAUUGCCUGGGAAUCAGAACUUAAACACCAACAUGCAGAACAAAUUUUAAUGAAAUUCUUUUACCCUUUCCAGAAGGUACCAUACCUUCCUUUUAAAGAAGCUUUCAAGAAAUCAAAAGAGCUAAACAAACCAGUACACCAUAUCUUACUAUGGGGUGCACUAGAUGACCAGUCCUGCUGAGGUUCAGGGCGGACGCUCCGAGAUGGCCCCUUGGAGAACCGCCGUAUUCUUAACCUUCUACAGGACAAGUUUAUUAGCUGUUGGUCGCUGAUUGAUGAGUUGAAAAAUUUUUCCAAAAGCAAGGAUGAGGAUGAGACAGCUAAACUUGCACAGUUGUCAUUAGAUGGUUACAGAUUUCCAGUAGAGUCCAUGGUGCAAUUGCCCAAUGGUACUCUAGUCCAGAGAAGAAAUGCUAAYGACUUACUGGACACAGAAGAAGAGGGUGAAAAACAGUUAGCUUCUUCAGAUUUUGACGACAUCAUAAGUUUAAAAUACUACAAGUUUUUAGAAAAAUCACUAGAAAUCAUAAAAAAACAAUAACUCAUACAAAUAAUUUUUGUAGAUUAAUGUUCUUUCACAUAAAACUAAUUUAUAUAAUUACGAUAAAUUAUUUAAUAUUUAAGAACAAAUUUUUAUUAUUAAAUAAAAAUAGCGUAAUAUCAGUAAGAUAAAUAUUAACAAUAAAUUAAUAGACUGCAAUGCAAAAGAAUACAAAGAAUACUAUGGCCAGCUUAUCCCAUUACAAAUAACUUCAAAAAUAAAUUCAAGUACAAGAUCCCCGCUGGAAGACUAAAAUAAUUUUAUAUUAGAAAAGUUAUGACUUCUGAAGGCACAAUUAUACUGUGAUCUGUUAUUUCAAACGUUUCGCCUUUGACAUUUAUGUAUGUGCCUAUCAGAAGUCAUAACAUUUCUAAUAUAUCCACAUCCMAGGCAUGGCUACACAUAUAUUCUCAAAAUAAUUUUCUAUGAUGUUUUCUACAAACAGUAUAACUUCAGCACAAAACAUACUUUGUAUAAGGUAUAUAACAUUACUUGAAGAAUGUUAUAUUUGUCAGGCUUAUGGAGACAGGCUAACUCAAAACUCAAAACAAACUCAAAAAAAAAAAAUAAUAAUAAUAAUAAUUAUAAUAAUAUCCUGACAACAACAGGACAUUUGAGUGAAUAAUUCUAUGCCUAGGGUUACAUUUGUAUAUUGUUUAAUAUAAACAGGAAAGAAAGCAAAAUGCAACUGUAGGUAAUAUCAAGAGAUAUGUGUUCAAAGGGCCAUGAACAUUCCAAUUCUCACUGCAUUGACGAUACUAAAAUGAAGUCAGAUCAUUUUAUGAUGGCUAUUUUCUAAAGUACAUUAAGUACAGGGAUAGCUUGAUGCAARGUUAAUGACUGAUACCCUGCAUUCAUGCAUUGAUAUAAUUGCAUUAUAGGCUUGCAUUGCAUGAGCAAUGCAAGUAUUUUCUGAACACAUUUUGCAAUAAAAUCCUACCAAAAGUCCCCUUCAAGAAGUAAUUAAGCCAAUGUUGCUCUUCUAGAUAAGGGCAUUAUUUUUUAUUCAAUAAAAAUAUUACUCUUA